AUGCUGUCUUCCCUUCUGCUCAUCGCCGCCGCUCAGCUGGCAACAGCUCACUUUGGCAUCGAAUACCCCCCGUGGCGAGCAGAUACGCUUGCGGACGAGGAGAACUCACCUUACUCGCAAUGGGAAUACCCUUGCGCCGGUGUUCCUGCUGGAACUGGCAACCGUACUGACUGGCCGCUCACUGGCGGUUCCGUUUCCCUCGAUCUGCACCACAAGUGGACAUACGUGUUUAUCAACGUCGGGCUUGGGGACAAUGUCACGAAUUUCAACAUCUCGCUCACGCCAGAGUUCUGGAAUGUCACCGGAAAUGGAACGUUCUGUAUUCCCACUCUCCCACUUCCAGCAACUGUGCAGGAUGGCCAAAACGCCACCAUUCAGGUUGUGACCUCAGGGCAGAGCGGCUCUGCGCUGUACAACUGCGCCGACAUUACGUUCCGAUCAGCCGCCAAGUCGCUUUCUGGAGAUGAGUGCAAGAACACCACAGCAUCUGCUGUGACGAUCGGACAGUCUCACUCCACAAGCAACUCGUCAAGCUCCACAAACUCAACCUCCUCCGGAGGCACCAAUAGCGCGACCGGAAUCUCUGCCAACUUCGUUGCUCUGACGAGUAUCAGUGGUCUUGCUGUGUUGUUUGCCCUAGGACUAUGA
Messenger RNA from Neoarthrinium moseri, 648 nucleotides. RefSeq lists its product as uncharacterized. The record is from RefSeq and is a predicted model, not a curated record. The transcript has 3 exons. Lineage: Eukaryota; Fungi; Ascomycota; Sordariomycetes; Amphisphaeriales; Apiosporaceae. The coding region runs from base 1 to 648 and encodes 215 amino acids.